ACGUUGGUAACGUUGGCCUCCUUUAUUAGUUGGUGGCAUAGAGUUAUGAGUUGGUGGGAUCUUAGAAGUUGCCGGUUGUUUUGGUAGGCUCUUGUAGCUGGACGCUGACGCUGUCACGCCGUGCGGUUGUGUAUUGCAGUUUUCACGAUGUCAUCACGAGGAGGGAAAAAACGAUCCAAGGCAGUUUCGAAGUCCACAAAAGCAGGUGUUCUUUUUCCGGUUGGCCGAAUAGGUCGCUAUCUCCGGAAAAGCACCCACCACUUCAGGAUCGGUGCCGGUGCUCCAGUUUACAUGGCUGCUGUAAUCGAGUACCUUACAGCGGAAAUAUUGGAACUGGCUGGAAACGCGGCACGCGACAACAAGAAAAACCGCGUCACGCCGCGGCACAUCCUACUGGCGAUCGCCAACGACGAUGAGCUGCACCAGCUUCUGCGUGGGGUGACAAUUGCCUCUGGUGGCGUGCUGCCGCGCAUCCAGCCUGAACUGCUUGUUCGGAAGAAAGGCAACAAGUUUGUGAUGCCCUCACCCAAGCACCAGUCCUCGGCGCAAAUGCGAGUGGACAACCUGCCCUCCAAAUCACAUCAGGCUGCCACCACUGCUCCGGCUGCUGCCAAGCCCAUGUCAGCGCCACCACCGCCAAAGAAAAUUGCGGCCACUGCAGCAAGCAAAAAGCAGCUGCCACCGCCCCCAUCAUCACUUACCAAGGAGAAGGGCAAAGGGACCAAAGGAAAGGACUCAGCUGGUGGAGAGCAGCUGCACUCUUCUGUCACUGUGUUGUCAGAGAAGAAGCUGUUCCUUGGCCAAAAGCUCACUGUGAUCCAAGGAGACAUGGCAAGCGUGAUAGUUGAUGCAGCCAUCCACCCAACCAAUGCAAACUUCUCCCUUGCUGGGGAAGUAGGCCAAGUCCUGGAGAAGGCAGGUGGUAAGGAGUUCCAGCAAGAAGUGAGAGAGUUGCUGGCUUCUCAUGGGCCUCUGGAGACUACUGGAGUGGCCAUUUGCCCAGGCUACCACUUUCCAGCAAAGCAUGUGAUCCACUGUCAUGUACCCACUGGCGCCAAUGCAAUGGAACAUCUUGAGAAGUGUGUACGCAACUGCCUUGUAAUGGCUGAUGACAAGAACAUCCGUAUCCUCGCCAUCCCACCAUUGGUAUCUCACAACACUUCGCCAUCUCAGAAGCAGCUUGCAGCACAGUCAGUGCUGCGGGCCAUCUCCAGCUACUUUGUCAAUAUCAUGGGAAGUUCACUGAAGCAGGUCUACUUUGUCCUGUCUGACAUGGAGAGCAUUGGCAUUUAUGCCAGUGAGCUGGCAAAGCUGGACUCUUAGAUUGCUGCCAUCAUAGCUCCUGGGGGUGGUACCCAUGCACUGGGAACUAAGGAAGACUGAAAUCUGCAAAAAAAAAAAAAGAUGUCAUAAUUACGUUUGUAAACUUCGUACGUGCUCGCUUUCUUGCAGGCUGUCUUAACUUGUCACAAAGUGAUGACAGGAUAGGCCACUACUUCACAUUUUAAAAGCGGCAAUGAAUUGGAUGUUUUAACACACUGUGUUGAGCUCAUGAGGCAUCUAAAAUUGUUAGUCAUCACCUGUGACUCACCCUCAAGACCAUGUUAAGCACUCUUUUAUUUUCACAUAUUUUAUCUUUUUCAACAUAGUUGCCACCACUGCCAGCCAACUUUCAUCAUGCUGCUGAGUAUUGGCCAUUUUUUAUAGACGUAAUUCAAGGUGUGUGUACAUCUAGAUCAAGACUUUCACCUCAGCACCUUCAAGUUGGUCUAAUCUGUUUGUGCUAAUUUCUAGCAGUUUAGCAGUGCCAGUAUACUGCCUUUUUGCAGCACAUGUGUAUUGCCAUCACCUGUUGCCAUUCGAGUACUUUACUGGUUUAUUCAGUAGUGUAGAAAAUGCAAGCUUGCACAGUUCAUGCACAUCAAGGAACAGGGGCUUUACGGUUCACCAGCAAAUUAAUUCUUCGAUAUUUGGCCUGGAUUUUCAACUGUAUUCAUGGACAGCCUUCUGUGGCACUGAAGGGAAAGCUAUGGGGGCUGAUCUUUUGCACAUGUGUUAUCAGGCAGUGUUUGACAAUGCUUUUGAUUUUUAGGAGCACAUAAUGAAUUGGCGUAGCAUCCAGAUGCGACAAUUUCGGGUUUUCCCAUAUGUAGAAGAGAAGAGCAGAAAAAUGUGUCAAAUUUGCCACUCGGUGGUGGGCUUCUUGUCUUAUGUUGCUGUUGUAAAUAUGGUUUUUAUGUUUUCUCUUCCCCAGCUUAAGCUAAUGCAGAUGAAAAAGAGGAACUUGUUUCUAAAGCAGUCCCAUCUGUGUGCGCUUUGCUUCCCUAGCUUUCCAUUCAUUGCCACAGAAAGUUGUCCACAAGUAUAGCUAGGUUGGUGAAAGUAAAGUACAGUUAAACCUCAAUAUAACGAACUUUAAUAUAAUGAAAUUCUCGAUAUAACAAAGCAUUGAACUUUUUAUUCCAUCUUGUCCAUAAAUCACCAUGUACAGUAAUACCUUAUUAAUACGUACCUGCUUAAUAAGUAAUUCCGGUUUAAAUAUAGUCGCAAUGAAUCCCCCACCCUAUUGCCAUUGAACCUACUGUAUUGGCUGACCGCUUAAGCCCUAGUCACUUACCACAUGCCAAACAGUUAGUGUGUAGUAUUUACUUCACUUUCUGGCACGUACAAGCUCGAAAGUGGGGAAAUGACAUGCACGCAGACAAUAGAUAGUAAAAUUGCGACGCACAGUCUUUUCGUGGACAGCAGUCCCCACCGACACUGAUGUCAAAACAUAAUGGUCAUGACGUGUUUCCUGCUCCCAUAGCUUCUGGCUCUUCCAUGUCAUUCACAACGACGAUGUGGUAGUAAGUGAUGGCCUUUCCAUCUUUGACGCGGUGCGUACAUGCAUUUACCGUCAUGAGAGCGUUUGCAGAGAAGUGGGGCCUGAUCGAGAAACUGGCUUGCGACCUUGCCGAGUUUGAGGAUGCUGUCAUCGUUGCAAGGCCGCCACAGCGGCAAGUGAUGAUCACAGAGUUUUUGUGGCCUGAUCACAAAUAAAAAUUCUGUUUGUGUGCUUUUUAGUGAGAAUUAAGACUUAGUUCUUUUCUCACUGGUAAGUCUAUAGCCAUUCAUCUGCCAUUGCUGGUUAAAUAGUUCAUAGUUUAGUGCUUACCUGAUCCACAUUCCCCGUAAACCAUGUAUUGACAAGGCUUUACUGUAUUUUAGAACCUCAGUAUAACGAAAUGUGUUUAUACACGAUUUCAAUAUAACGAAAUUUCACUGCCGCUGCAAAGGAAUACUGAGGCAGUAAAUAGAAACUUCCGUAGACGUAGAUGGUCAGAGUGUUGCAACUAAAUAUUUUUUGUUCUGGUUUUAGUUUCGUUCCACUGAAAAAAGUUCCGUUCCAGUUCUGCUCCGAAGUGGGAGUGGGGAAGAUCCAUAACAGUUCAUAACAGUUUUUGUUCGCAUGCAAAAAUUUUAGAAGCAGAGUAACGAUAAAAACAUAGUAUUAUUUAUUGUUCUAAGCGCAAUUGCGCCUGUGUUCGUCUUCUUUUCUGUUGUGUGAUUUCAUUGCGCACUAUUUCAAGAUGGCUCUCCUGUCAAAAUACCAACUAGCUCAACACUCGAAUCUUUUUAUUGUUCUCAAUAAUUCAGUCAAAGCACUGAGCAUGAUGGCAGAAGCAGCACGUCAUCGAGCACUGCUCUGAUAAAAUGAACUUAAACGAAUGGUAAAACUUUAGGAACAAAGUGUUGUACCCGUCGAAGCACGUACCCAUUGUGCACGCAAGUCUUGGGUUUUACUACGAUGCCGAUCUGCUAGUGCACUGAGUGGCAGGCUUAGAUUAGUGGAGCGCUCGACUGGCUAUUGCUCGCACUGCCCCUGCCUAAGAUACGCGUUAAUGCUGACAUUGCGCGACGUCGGUUGUUUCGGAUUGCCAACUGUUUCAUUGAACUGAAAACUGAUAAAAAUAUUUCGGUUUCAUUUCGAAACAAAAUAAUAAUGUUUCGGUUACAGUUUCGUUCUGGUUAAAAAUAGUUUUUUUCUUUUCUUUUCUCUCUCUCUCCCCCUCCCACGGUCCAUUCCAACGCACUGUAGAUGGUUAUAUGGUUGAAUUGCAUGUGCGAACGCAUCUCUCAAAUCACGUGCCAUGUGACUAAGAGCGACUGCCAAUUCGAAGCAACAGCAUGUUCCGUAUAAAGUCCAAGUGCAAUACGAUCAUAUCGCGCCUCGCGCCCUGUAUGCUUCAGGUGCGAUUGAAAGCAUGCAAGGGUGAGCCAAGAAGGAUGAUGGCUUGAUGAGUGCUGUUUUCCAGCGCGAGCUAGGAGAAAGAGUGGAAGGUAGCGAGCUCUCAGUAACUUGAUAAAGCGCUACGUGAGGGUGGGAGCAGGUUUCCGCACAUAUUUUCUAGCGCGGUUGUGGCUGGGCAUAGUUGUCAUCGUGGCUAAGCGCAUACACAGCUCAUGCCCCCCGUUAUAGAGCUAACCUGUUGCUAGCGCAAAGACUGCACGAGCUGAGAUGGUGUGGCAUCUGUUUUCCCCUGCAUUUAGUGCUCGAGAUAGUGUAAUCUCAAGUUCCGGAGAAGCGUUGAAGCGAGACGCGGAUGAAGCAUUCAUUCCCUGCUGCCGCCGAUUUUCAUCAUAGUGUUGUCCCACUGCAGGCAACACUAUCAGCUGCGGGGAUGGAAUGGACGCGAAAGAGCGGUUGGCUUCGCUUUGUACUAUAUUGUCGACAUGGCAUGAAAUCUUAUCAUUCAUCACAGACUUUCAGAUUCAACAAAAUUGAAUUUUUUCCAUUCAAUUUCCUUUUUCCGAUUGCCUGAUAGUUCAGAGAAGUAUGCAGUACCUUCCAUGUAAGAAAAAUUCAUCAGCGACUGUACUCAUUUGUCUAAGAGGUCGAAUUUCAGUAUAAGGAGAUUUUUAUAUAACGAAGCAAUUAUCAUUAUAUUGAGGUUUAACUGUAUUUCAUGAGUGCGUUGUGAAUACUAAUGAGCAAAAUCUUUUGUACUGCAGAGGUGACGUAUGAAGGGACCGGGUCUUCGUUGAAACAUUAAUGGUGCCUGGUUGCCAUGAAUGCUACAUAUGUCUCAUUGGUACUUGGCAGUCAUCCUAUCACCUGUUAAAUUCAUUCUGUUUGUGGCUUCACAAGCAAUUGGCCAUGUUAUUAGUGCUGGAUGAGUGUAGUGUUGUAGUAAUUGUUGGUGCUGUACAUGCAAAAUUACAUGCCUACUGUGUGUGUGCUGUGCCAUGGGCAAGGUUAUUUUUUUUCCCUCCUAGUGUUCUGCAUGCUUAACCCAGCAGGCACUGGUAAAUAGUAUUGCAGUUAGAGGUGCACUCUAUUCAUGUGCACUAAAUGAGCAUAAUUUUAGCUGCACUUUUGUGGUCAUGCGAUACUGGCAUUAUGAUAUGAAUAUUUCCACCACGUAAGUUAUCACUCAUAGUUCGCUUAUGAAAGAGCUUGUAAGAUGCGUGACUGGCACGAAAACUAUCCCAAAGGCAGUUAUCUUUUCUUUUUAAGGGAGAACGCUGCAACUCCUUAUGCUCACUGGUCAUGAACUUGCACCCUGCUCCAGCUAAUCGCACUUCUUUGUGUCUUAAUCUGUAUGAAGUCUGAACUUUUUUUUCAUUGUAUCACAAUGGUUUUUCUUGUAACAUUGAGGCACAGUAAGCACCAGCAGUAAUUCUAGUGUGGUAUUGUAGUACGACGUCAAUCAUGCAUGACUUGCGAAAAUUUUGGGAAGCUGUGAUUACUCGUGUGUAGCCGAUGCACUUGAGUGUUCCACAACCCUCAGUGUGUGCACUAUCAUGUAAGUGCAGUACAUACCAUGCUCCAUUUACUUUUUGUGCAUCUGUGGAUUGAGAGUUAAACCUGCAUGAUUAAUAGCCACAAGGCAGCAUUCAACAGUAGUUCAUAUGACUACCUAACUUUGCUUUAUCUACUUAAUGCGCUCAGUGCAUUAUUAUGGUAGCUGCCUGGCAGAUCUAUCAUGUGCAGCAAGUUCGAACUACUGAGCACAUGACAAAAGUCAUCACUUUUUCGAAUUGCCAAGAGAACACCAGUCAGGACUUCCAUGCAGUGGAAAAAUUGCACAAAGCAGUACUAAAAAAGUACAAGUCGAUUCUUCUUAUUUUCUUUGUCAUAUUUUUCUUUAUGUGUUGCUUGAUGUUGCCUUUGUAUGCAUUGCUGUUAUACACUGCUUAAUUAUGCAUGUAAUAUUUUAGUGUGUAGUCAUCUCAAAAGUGAUUGUAAACAAAUCUCAUGACUGCAUUUCAUUCUGGUUAUGGGCAGAAACUCACUUUCAGGGCAGUAUAGUGUUUGUCAAAGUUAUGUGUAUCUAUUGGAAAUAGCUGCAAUUCUUGCUAAAAGCAUUUUGCUGUGCCAUUUCAAUGCUACUAUGGAACCUUUGAAAUGUUCGACAGGCAGCACAAAUUGAAGCAUUCUGGCCUUGAACAUAAUCUGGCUUAACUACAUUUAUGCUUGACACUUGAAAUAUGUUAUUGUGGAAGUUUGUGUGAUAGUGUACAUCUGAGCUUGGAGUCGUUUGUUAAAUGCACCU
Molecule: messenger RNA, 6536 nt
Organism: Dermacentor albipictus
Lineage: Eukaryota; Metazoa; Arthropoda; Arachnida; Ixodida; Ixodidae
Product: core histone macro-H2A.1-like
Biological process (GO): heterochromatin formation
Cellular component (GO): chromatin; nucleosome
Molecular function (GO): structural constituent of chromatin; DNA binding; protein heterodimerization activity
Source: RefSeq, a predicted model, not a curated record